Cyclopterus lumpus (lumpfish) is the source of this 2827-nucleotide messenger RNA. Its product is annotated as cadherin-2-like. The transcript is spliced from 16 exons. Lineage: Eukaryota; Metazoa; Chordata; Actinopteri; Perciformes; Cyclopteridae. Gene Ontology annotation, molecular function: cadherin binding; calcium ion binding. The record is from RefSeq and is a predicted model, not a curated record. Gene Ontology annotation, cellular component: plasma membrane; adherens junction; presynaptic active zone membrane. The coding region runs from base 71 to 2827 and encodes 918 amino acids. Gene Ontology annotation, biological process: synapse assembly; regulation of synaptic transmission, glutamatergic; blood vessel morphogenesis.
UUAAUCACCUGACGUCCAGCGGACUCUGUCGAUUCAAGCAGAGGGAAUUAUAACACAAAACCGACCAAAAAUGCAUCUUUUGGGGAUUUGGAUGCUGAUGGCGGCUCUGCAGCUGGUUGCUCUGGGCAGAGAGGCCGAGCGCUCGUCGUCAGGCGAGCAGGGGUCGUUGCCGUGCACGAGGGGCUUCACUCAGGAGGACUACGUCAUCGAAGUGGACCGGGAGCUGGCAAAGGGACAGGCUGUCUUCAACGUGAGCUUCACGGACUGCGGUAGAAGGAAGGUGUGGUUCCAGGUUAGCGACUCAUCUGAUUUCGGGGUGAGUGAGGACGGUGCGGUCUACGCCCUGCGCCGCCUCAGCCUGGUGGGAAGUGGAAAAGCUGUGGAGGUGGUGUACGCCCAAGACCCGCAGUCCAAACAGGUCUGGAAGACCAGAGUGCACCUCCUCGUCCGUCCAAACGGCAACAGCGCAGGACUUGAACAGGUGAAGCACAGUGAUGCAACACUGACUCAGCGGGUACCAGAGAUCUUGUUUCCAUGGCGCAGCGUGGUUGUCAGGGGCGAUGGCACUCUGAGGCGGGUGAAGAGGGACUGGGUCAUUCCGCCCAUCAACGUCCCCGAGAACUCACGAGGACAGUUCCCCGAGGAGCUUGUCAGAAUCCGCUCGGACCGGGAUAAUAACCGGUUGCUACGGUACAGUGUGACGGGUCCCGGGGCCGACCAGCCCCCGACCAGCAUCUUCAUCAUCAGCCCAAUCUCGGGCCAGCUGUCCGUCACCAAGCCUUUGGACAGAGAGCAUAUCUCCAACUUCCAUCUGCGAGCCCACGCGGUGGACCUGAAUGGAAAUCAGGUGGAGAACCCCAUCGACAUCGUCAUCAACGUCAUCGACCAGAACGACAACAGACCAGAGUUCACGCACACCAUCUUCAACGGCUCUGUACCCGAGGGAUCCAAGCCUGGAUCCUUUGUGAUGACGGUGACAUCCGUGGAUAAGGAUGAUCCAAAAACUGCAAAUGGGAUGCUGCGAUACAAGAUUCUCUCCCAGAAUCCCCAGAGCCCCUCCUCCAACAUGUUCACUAUUAACAACAAGACGGGUGACAUCAUCACCGUGGCAGCGGGCCUAGAUCGGGAGAAAGUCACCCAGUACACUCUGAUCAUCCAGGCCACGGACAUGGAGGGGAACCCCACGUACGGCCUGUCCAACACCGCCACCACUGUCAUCAGGAUCACUGACGUCAACGACAACCCGCCUGAGUUCACCACCGACACAUUCUUCGGGGAGGUCCAUGAGAACAGAGUGAACGUCAUCGUGGCGAACCUGACCGUGACGGAUAAAGACCAGCCGCACACAUCAGCAUGGAGCGCCGUGUACCGCAUCAUCGCCGGGGACCCCACCGGACGCUUCUCCAUCCCCACCGACCACACCACCAACGAAGGCCUGCUCACUGUGGUCAAGCCCAUAGACUUUGAGCUGACCCGCUCCUUCAUGCUGACGGUGGAGGCAGAGAACGAGGUCCCGCUGGCCCGUGGAAUCCACCUGCCGCGGCAGUCCACGGCGACCGUCUCCGUGCGGAUCCUGGACGUCAACGAGAGUCCCGAGUUCAGCCCCAAUCCCAAAUCCAUCAAACUGGAGGAGGGUCUGCCCGCGGGGUCACUGCUCACCACCUUCACUGCCCAGGACCCCGACCGCUUCUUGAGACAAACUGUCCGGUACUCCAAGAUGUACGACCCCGCUAACUGGCUGGAGAUUGACCCCGUUAAUGGUCGCAUUUCCACCAUCGCCAUCCUUGACCGAGAGUCUCCCUACGUCAAGAACAACCUCUACAACGUCACAUUCAUGGCCUCUGAUAACGGUAUCCCUCCUGCCAGCGGGACAGGCACCCUUCAGAUGUACCUGCUGGACAUAAAUGACAAUGCACCUCACGUGUUCCCCCCUGAGGUGGAAAUGUGUGAGAAGCCUGAUCCGAACGCCAUCAACAUCACAGCCAGUGACCCCGACCUGACCCCGAACGCGGGACCCUUCGCUUUCGAGCUGGCCAAUCGGCCAUCAGAUGUACGCCGCAACUGGACGCUGAAUCGCAUCAAUGGCGAGUAUGCCCAGCUGAGACUGAGGAUCGGCUCCCUGGCUAGUGGGAUCUACGAGGUUCCCAUCAUGAUCACAGACUCCGGUAACCUGCCCAUGUCCAACACGUCCUACCUGAGAGUCAAGGUCUGCCAGUGUGAUCACCAUGGCGACUGUGUGGACAUGGAGCGGAUCAUCGCCGCUGGACUGGGUACCGGAACCAUCAUCGCCAUCCUCAUCUGCAUCAUCAUACUAUUAGUGCUGGUGCUGCUGUUUGUCAUGUGGAUGAAGAGGAGGGACAAGGAGCGUCAGGCCAAGCAGCUCCUCAUCGACCCAGAGGACGACGUGCGAGACAACAUCCUGAAAUAUGACGAGGAGGGGGGAGGAGAGGAGGACCAGGACUACGACCUGAGUCAGCUGCAGCAGCCCGACGCCCUGGAGCCAGAGUGCAUCAAGGUGGGGAUCAGACGUCUGGAUGAGAGGCCUCUCCACCAUGACCACCAGUACCCCAUCCGCUCUGCCGCCCCCCACCCAGGAGACAUCGGAGACUUCAUCCACGAGGGCCUGAAGGCAGCGGACAACGACCCCACUGCCCCCCCCUACGACUCCCUGCUGGUGUUCGACUACGAGGGCAGCGGCUCCGACGCCGGCUCCCUCAGCUCCCUGCACUCCUCCUCGAGCUGCGGCGACCAGGACUACGACUAUCUCGGCGACUGGGGGCCGCGCUUCCGCAAGCUGGCCGACCUGUACGGCGGAGGGGACGACUAG